AUGAACGGCGAUGAGAGUUUAACCUAUGCAGGUAGAUUAACUACCGUAUUCUAUUUAAUUUGUCUAUUUAAUUUAUUGUCUAGAUAUUUAGUAUGUGGCGCGCGUGACAAUACCUCGCUAGAUUUGAUCGUAUGGUGUUACACAUCAUAUGAUUGUCAUUUUGUAUCAUUGUAGUCACAUUACAUUUGUAGCCUAAAAUGUUGUAGCAGUGGCUACAUUUCUGAGGUCAGUUUGAGGGCAUGUCGGCAGAAAGCCUUAGUAGAUUGUGUGUUCUCCGUAUCCUACUUCAUUUGGCCACGUGUUUUAAUAGUAUUCUACUUCAUUUGGCCACGUGUUUUAAUAGGAAGGUGUGACCGUAGCUAGGUUUCCAUCCAAUUUGCAACAGAUUUUCAUGUGGAUGUUCUAAAAUCUGCACAAAACAAUAUGCACAUUUUCCCACCAGAUAUGUUUCCAUCAAACGGACUUUUACGGAUAAAAGGAUGUGCGUGAUGACGUAGUACACAUACAAAUAACUUUUGCCAUUACAUUUCCAUGUACCGAAUAAAAAGUUAAAUGGGUUUCCAUCGCAUUUUCAACUUUACUGAUGGUUUUGUCCACCACCCUGUGAAGUUCAUCAAUUUAUUUCAUCUGUAGCCUAAUAAACUGCAUGUUUUCCCGGGCCGUAGUGGAGGACCACACAACAUAUCGCGUGACUAAAUUUACUUCGAUAUGAUCGUUAUAAUAUCCAUAUUUGCGCAUAAAGGCGUUUCCACCGACAUUUCUUGAAGAUUACAUUUUACCGAAAAGAACCCACCACGUCGAACGAACAAAUUGUCUGUUGGCAUGUAUACAAUUUUACCGGCAUUUCAUGUUUCCAUCAGCCCGAUCGUGACUUUUUUCAUGCUUCAGGUAAUUCAUUCGCAUGAAAUGGUUGGAUGGAAACGUGGUCAACACAUUUUGACAGGACGUUUAGGAAUGUUUCAAAUUUUGACAGCUCGUUGGGUAAAAAUCCUAUGUUUGCUGUUUUUAGUUUAAUUAAAUGUUUCUCCUCUACAAAGGAGCAAUUGCACACCAUGCACAAUAGCAUUUGUGUUGUUGCCGUCCACAAAUCUAUAUGUUUUCCAUUUAUAAAAUGCAUUCAAAUCAGAUUUCAAAAUCUGAUUUGGGCUAUUGAAACCAGCGAGUUCCACUCACUUUGUCACACAACCAGGGGCUACUGUAUGAAAUGUCUUCCUUGAUUAAAAACAUUGCUUAAAGGGCUGGGAAUAGUUGAGAGCAGUAGGCUAUAAAAGUGUAGGCCUAAUCUACUUUUCAAAAACUACUAAUCUGACAUGAAAAAGAUUGACACAUAAUUAGCAGUGUUACCUUCCUUGGAGUGCAGAGUGCCUAGUUGAGCACCAUAUAAUGAGGCCUAAAUUCCAGGGGAGAUUACUGCACACUGAUUGUCUGGGUCUUUGAUGCAGACAUUGUUAAUAAAACUGUGUUCAGUAGUAAUUAUGAACCUGAUCAUUAUUCUUGGCUCCUCUCUCUCUGUUCCCCCCCUCUCUUUCCCAUCUCUCUCUCCUUCCCUCUAUAUCUCUGUUUCACCUCCCCCUCUCUGUCCUGGUGGGGUUCUCAGGGAUACAUCAGAAGGAAAUGGAGGGUUCUGAGCCUGCAGAGAGCUCUGACUGUGGACGUGGAAGGAGCUGUUGGACGGCCUGUGCCAGGCUGCGCAGCUACGAGCUGAAGGGCGUCUUCACGUGGUGAGCACAAAAAGAUAAACAACGCACAGACAAUGCAGACACAACAGACAACACACAGACACAAAACUGGGCUGGACAUAUAUUAUUCUACAUACAUUUAAGUGAUUUAUUGAUUGAUGUUAACAUGACCUUGGCAGGCGUCUACUGAAGACCAUCGCCAUGGGCCAGGCCCUGUCCAUGCUGAUUUGCGGCACGGCAGUCAGCUGCCAGUACCUGGCGGAAGCGGGUGUGGAGACGCCCAUGCUCCAGAGCUUCCUCAACUACGUCCUGCUGCUGCUCACCUACACUGCCUCGCUCAGCCUCAGAAAAGGUCAGAGGCCGCCGCCCUGAAUUGUACACACGCUAAUGCUAAACAGAGUACAUUGACUUACAUUUGUUUUUUGUCAGAAAAUGCUAAUAUUAGUGAGAAUCAUCACCUUCCUCAUUAUUUGCAGGGGCCUUGUUGGAAUAUUUUAGAACUGCAUCCUUCCUACAGUUGAUUCCUUGAGGAUAUCAUAUUUUAUACAUCAUUUGAAAGGUGAAAGCAAUGUUACGCCACCCAUUACUUUCACCAAUCCAACCAAUUAAGAUCAGUGAUUACUUCAAGGAAGGGAGGAUGGAACGAAGGAUACAGGAUGGAAGUAUUCAAACAGGCCCUGGUCUGCCUGCCCAUACACUAGCAGUAAAGUUUGUGAAGCCACACAGUUCCGAAUCUAAUUGGUGAUAUUUAGGAAUCCUACCUACUGGGAUAGAAAGAGUGUUUCAUCAGGAUUAUUAUAUGGGUUGUGUUUAUUACGGCACGCAAGGGAAAUGAAAAUGAGUGUUUUUAAGUCCUGGUAGUCUUUUCAUGUUUCAGACCGUUUUUGUCCGUUUGGUGCCUAAUGAACAGAGACUAAAACAACAGUGCUGCUAACUCAUAAAAUAUGACGUGUUUUGUCUCACUCUGGAUUCUCGCUUUGCUGUUUCAACAGGUGAUGGGAAUAUAUUACAGAUUUUAAAAACAAAAUGGUGGCGGUAUUUACUGAUGGGACUGACGGACGUGGAGGCAAACUACACAGUGGUGAAGGCAUACCAGUUUACAACGUUGACCAGCAUACAGGUAAGAAAUUACUGAUAUCAUUGCAUACUGUGUUAUUUGGGUGAAGAAUGACUCACUAAUGGAUGUAUCUAGGACCUAGGUGAUACAUUGAGUCACCUGUUUUUCCAGGUGUGCAACAAAUGAAUAUAAAAGUGCCUUUAGGGCUGGGAGGUAUACCGUAUUUUACAAUGUACCCCAGUGGAGGCUGGUGGGGGGAGCUAUAGGAGGACAGGCUCAUUGUAAUGGCUGGAAUGGAAUAAAUGGAAAGGGAUCAAACAUGGAAAGCACACGUUCAACUAAUUCCAUUCCAGCCAUUACAAUGAGCCCGUCCUCCUAUAGCUCCUCCCACCAGACUCCACUGAUGUACCGAUAUUGAUGCACGGACCGGUUUUGGGUUUUUACUUUACCUUCUAUAACGGUAUUUUAAUGUUUGGUUUGUUAAAUGUGAUAUGCUGUGUGUAACCUCCAUUUUUAUAGUUUACAUGCUACUUGAGUCAUCCCUCUCCGCUCUCUCUCUCCAUGCCGCUUUCCAUACAGACCUAGCCCCACCCCCUGUCACUUAUGGAGCGCAUUUUGUUGUUGCGUGACCAUGGGAAACUUGCGUUCAGUCAACAAUAUUGUUUCCACUUUGUUUCUUAAUAAUUACACUAUUAGUUUGUUUCUUACAUCUGCAAACAGCUUGCUAAUUGGCUUUUCUUAGUAAGUUUUAGCUAAGUCGUGUUAGCCGCUAAUGCUAAUCGCUGGUUAGUUGGCUAGCUAGCUAGCUAUUAAAUGUACUGAGUCAGAGCAAACAUACCUAGCUAAUAUAACCUGAUACCACUGAUGGUGUAGGCCUAAGUCAGCAUGUUUGUGCAACAGUAUCUUCUAAAUCAGAGGAAUAGGCUAAGCAUGAAUAUGUUGGCUACGUGAAGAAACAUUUCAUGUAGCCUAAGAUUGUAGGGUCCCCUAGGAAACACUGACCGACACUUUGGUUCCUACCCUGUCACAAUAACUCCUCCCUGGCAUUUUCAUUCGUUGACAUGUCAAACAACACUGAAUUCAAAGUGCCCACUAUUAUUUAUUCUAAACUAUAGAAUUAGAAUAAACAUAUUUCCAAGAUUCCAACAGUUCACCCAAGUGUUUUGAUCUAAAUCGCAAGUCAAAUUGCAAUUGCAACAUUUGGUUAAAAAUAAGGCCUAGAUUUUUUUCCCAUAUCCUGCAGCCCUACACGGCUGUGUGGAAAUUAUCUAAGAUGAGUGCAGGAAAUGUAGAAAUUGUAUGAAAAUGCAGGAAGUUGAAUUGAACAGUAUAAAACAAUCAGAAUGGAGAAAGACCCAUUGAAAUCACUUAGAAUGUAUGUGUUGCCACCCUAGGGUCAUGCAUUACUCAUAAAGCAAAUGUAGAAGUUUUAUUAUUCAAAACCAUCAUACCGUCAAAUUAGAAAAAUAUAGUGAUAUCUCCCAGCCCUAAGUGCCUUUCAGUUGCCUUAUAUGCAAUCAGCAUUUUACACUUGAAAAAUAAUAUAUGUGGUUCUGGUUGCAGCUGCUGGACUGCUUUGUGAUCCCGGUGCUGAUGGUGCUCUCCUGGUUCUUCCUGAAGACGCGCUACCGCCUGGUGCACUUUGUGGCUGUUGCCGUUUGUCUGCUGGGGGUGGGUGCCAUGGUGGGGGCUGACCUACUGGCUGGGAGAAACCAGGGAUCCAGUAAGAACACUACUCGUGAUAUUUAAGCAAUAAGGCCUGAGGAGAUUUGGUAUAUGUCCAAUAUACCACGGCUAAGGGCUGUUCUUAUGGACAACGCAAUGCGGAGUGCCUGGAUACAGCCCCUUAGCCGUGGUAUAUUGGUCAUAUACCAAUAAGGCCCUAGGAGGUGUGGUAUAUGACCAAUAUACCACAACUAAGGAACUGUAUCCAGGCACUCCGUGUUGCGUCGUGAUUAAGAACAGCCCUUAGCCGUGGUAUAUUGGACAUAUACCACACCCCCUCGGGCCUUAUUGCUUUAUUUAUACCACGGCUUUCAGCCAAUCAUCCAGGACCCAAACUACCUGCUUUAUAAGUAAGGGAUAAUGGACGACGCAGCGGGAUGAGGCGAAGCCGAGAUCAUUUUUCCAAGGUAAUGUACAGAACUGAGGCGUUUAUCCAGCUUAUACCACAGUUGCCAAAUAAAACAAUACUAAAGUACACAUUUACUGGUAGAAAUAACAUUGGUAUUUUCAUAAGCGAAUUCAUACUUUCUCAUCUUUUGGUUGCUAGAGACGCAACCCAGUCAUUCGUUCGAUUAGUUCAAUAUUUACGGGUCUCUAGCAACCGCCUCGUCACGCUGUGUCAUCCAUUAUUUCCAAGUUAUGCCAUGGCAUUGUUGAAUACUUGUUUCUGAUCGUCUUGAAGGGCAUUUUAGAGCGUGCAUUAUUACCCUAUAACACACGGUAUAUCAGCAUGUUAGAAUUCAUGGCUAUAAUUCAUUCUUACAUGUUCUAUGUUUGAGUUGCUUUUGAAAGCGAAAGUCGAAUUGGCAUUGUUGAAUUCGAUUUUAAUAAUAGCAAGCUAGGACUGAUGGUUUGGUUAGCUAACUAGCAAGUCUUUGUUUGGUUACCAAGGCAAUUACUGUAGCUAUCUAGUAAACUUGCUAGCUACUUCAGUGGAUGUUGAACACAUUUCUACCUGCAAAUUAACACAUUUCUAGCAUCAAAUGUGUUUAAUUACAGCUGAUAAACGCUAUAAUGACCGAUAAACGCCAACCUUCUGUAAAAUACGUAAGGGAUAAUCAACUCGGGGCUCUAUGCGUUCUCUGGAAUAUAAUGAAUGUCGUGGAAGGUUAGUUCCACGCGUCGUGUAGGGCUUACUUCAUUAUAAAGGUUGGCGUUUAUCGGUCGUCACUAGUUACCACACCCACAAAGUCAUAAACCCAGCCUAUUUCUACUAUUUCUCUUCUUUAAAAUCUGAUUUUAAACCUAACCUUAACCACACUGCUAACCUUAUGCCUAACUCUUAACAUUACAUUAAGACCAAAAAGCACAUUUUUGUUUUCAUGAACUUUUAGGAUAUAGCCAUUUUGACUUUGUGGCUGUGGUAACUAGGGAAAACUGCGUUUAUCCCUUACAUAUUAUAUAUUUUAUUAUUGUCAGGACCUACACAGGAAUAUAUAUUAUAUACACCCUGAGGGGGGAGUGUCUGCUGGGAGUGUGGGCCAUGGUGUGGGGGCCGACCUACUGGCUGGGAGACCAGGGAUCCAGUGAGAACACUAUUUAUUGUUAAAACACUUUGGGCCUGUUUUCCAGACACCGAUUUAAGUUUAUUGUCUUGGACUAAGAAGCACUUUCAAUGGGGAAUCUCCAAUAAAUAUGCUUUAUAGUCUAGGACAAGGCUUUUGUCCACUUCCUUUGAUGUAGAAGACAUACAUUUUUAUACUUAGUCAGGCAUAUCCAUAGAGGAAUAACAGCUUUAAAUGUACCUCAGUGCCUUUUCUUGGGACAUAAACAGUUCCAUACAGUCUGAUCCGGAGAGGCCUUAGGUUUCACUGCACGGGCAAAGAGAAACAGGCAUUAUUAAACUCUCAUCACAAACCCUUAGAGCUGAUUCCUCAUAUUGUGAGCUCUGCAAAUUGCUGUAACUAACAUGUCAAGGACAGUUUGCCUAAAAUAACAUUACUGUCUUUUCUCUCUCCUUCUCUCCCACCUUAUAUUUUAUCUCAUACUCUCCCUCUUCUCUCUCUCCCUCCCUUCAUCCCUCUCUCUUUCCCUCCUUCCCUAUCUCCUUCUAGCCAGUGAUGUGUUGCUGGGGGAUGGUCUGGUGCUGGUGAGUGCUGCACUGUAUGCGGUGUCUAAUGUUUGUCAGGAGUACACGGUGAAGAACCUGAGCCGUGGGGAGUUCCUGGGUAUGAUGGGCCUGUUCGGCACCCUGAUCAGCGGCAUACAGCUGUAAGACACCCCCUCUCCCCUCUCCAGGGUUGAACCGGUUCAAAGACAGUCUUUCCUGCCUUUCUCCCCCUCAGUAUUAAAGGGAUAGUUCACUUUUAGAAAUGUAAGCUUACUUAGCUUUCCUUUAGUUUUAGGCCAAGAUUCAAUCUGAACGCAGGUUGUCGACAAUGCAGCUUUUAAAGGCAAUGUUACCGUGUUCACUGAGAAUGCAUUCACGGUAAACGCUGCAGAUGUUGGCUCAAUUGGAAAUUGUCGCACGAUCAGAUUGAAUCCCGGCACUAGCCUAUCUUCAAAAAGCAAACUAUCCCUUUAACUUUUUGUUUGGUGCACUACAUCAGUAAGUACAUAUUGUAUUUAUUAUGGUACUUUUCCCCCCACAUCAUCCAAAUAUCACAUUUUCAUCACUUGACCAGUUAUUUGAGGUAAAAUCUACCCAUCAGAAUUUGCUGGAAGGUGCUUUGUAAGUCUGUCGACCGACGCAGUUCCUGUUUGCAAUCUUACCUUCUGUUGUCCUGUGUUGCAGAGCCAUAUUGGAAACCAGUGCAGUAGCAGCUAUUAAAUGGAACUGGAAUAUUAGUAAGAAUUAAUUUUCUCCCCAUAUUUGUUAACCCCCUAAUUCAAUUGUCAGUCAUAUACAGUCAGGUCCAUAAUUAUUGGCAACCCUGAUAAAGAUUAGCAAAAAAUACUAUAACAUAAAUAAUACAAAUCUAUAUUGUAUUAUCCCAAAAAUGUGGAAAUUAUAUUAUUUUAUACUAAUACAAUUGCUCAGAGAAAUACAUUUUGUUUAACAAGUAUACAAAAAAUCUCAAAGAUGGGGGUAAAGGUUAUUGGCACCCCUGUUUUCAAUACUCAACCACCCUCCCCUUGCAAAAAUAAUGACAGACUUUUUCUCAAAUGUUUUAUGAGAUUGGAGAACACAUUGGGAAGGAUCUUAGACUAUUAACAUCCCAUUGUGCUUAGGGUCAUGUAUACAAUUGCUGGGCAGGCCAUUAUUUUGGUUACCUUGACUAUGCCCCCAUCCACAGGGCACGAGUGGUCACUGAAUGAUUUGAUUAGCAUGAAAACGAUGUAUGCCAUGGUCGUCUCAGUCACCAGAUCUCAACCCAAUUGAACACUUAUGGGAGAAUCUGGAGCAGAGCCUGAGACGGCGUUUUCCUCCACCAUCAACAAAACACCAAAUGAUGGAGUUUCUCGUGGAAGAAUGAUGUUGCAUCCCUCCAAUAUAGUUGCAGACACUUUUAGAAUCUAUGCCAAGGUGCAUUGAAGCGGUUCUGGCUUGUGGUGGCCCAACGCCCUAUUAAGACAUUUUAUGUUGGUGUUUAUUUUUGGCAGUUACCUGUACAUGCUCUGUGUAGAGCUCUUUUGCUCUGCAAUAGUUUUCCAGAAAGUGCUUUGUUUGAAAACGUCCCCUUGUAGUCCAGUAGAAUUCCCCUCUGAGAUUCUGGGCCUUGUUCAUGAGGGCACAUAUUGCAAAAUGUUUUGAAACGGAAAACAACUAUUUGAAUUUCUUAUUGAAGAAGUCCAGGAAGUACUUCCCCAUUUCAAUCUGUUUCAAAUGUUUUCUCCUCUUUGGUGCUUUACAGGACACAACGUAGCAAAAUGCUUUGAAAAGGAAAACCCCAAAUAAGCGUUUCAUUAUUGGACAAGACAAGUCCAGACAGUCCCUCCCCACUUCACUUAGUUUCAGACCAUUUUCUUCCAUUUGGUGCCUAAUGAACACAUUUGGUGUUUCCCUCCUCAGUCGUACUGUUUGCGGCCUACACGUUCUGCAUGUAUGCCCUGUACAGUUUCAUGCCCCUGGUGGUCAAGAUGACCAGCGCCACGGCGGUCAACCUCUCCCUGCUCACCGCUGACCUCUUCAGCCUCUUCUGUGGCAUCUUCCUUUUCCACUUUGUCGUGAGUUAAAUAAACUAUUUUCCUAUGGGUGUGCUCUUGAGCCAGAGGGGAUGCCCAAAAUUGACAAAAAUGUUAUCCAGAAAUGACCUUAUUGGACAGAAAGGGGCCCAUGCGCAAAAGCAUAUAUUGUAAGCCUAAGGUGGAUGCUGUUGUUUAAUGAGAAGGCUUCCAUGGUUUGAUUAGAUAAAAAAUGUAUUAACAUUGAUGUAUAUGAAACAUACAGCCAACUCUCAAGCCAAUCUUUGAGGUAAAUACUAACUUCAAUAUUGUUUAACUAGCGCCUUCUCACAAAUGUGUUACUUCUCACAAAUGUGUUACAAAUGAGUUAUACAGAGAAACUAUAGCCACUGAUCCAGGGUCUGUGAAAUGGAUUUGACCUUCUAUCAAAACGUCAACCUCUGCCCUACUCUCCACAGUUCUCAGGCCUGUACAUUGUGUCGUUCGUGGUGAUCACUGUGGGCUUCGUCAUGUUCAAUGCCGUGCCCACCUACGCGCCCGUGCCCGAGUCGGACUCCGCUGGCGAGGAGUUUGACGACCCUGCUGCCUUUGUUGAGGGAGAAAAAGACCACUUGAAAGACCACCAGAAAGGAGAGACCACCACAGACCUGCUCCAAGAGGGAGUAGAGUGGAGGGGGACAGAAGAGGGGAUGGAGACAAGCAACAGGCGUUGUGCAGUGACAUACGUUACAGAGGAACACAGCACGAAGAUGUAG
Coregonus sp. 'balchen' is the source of this 9281-nucleotide messenger RNA. Lineage: Eukaryota; Metazoa; Chordata; Actinopteri; Salmoniformes; Salmonidae. The record is from the annotation of a GenBank genome assembly.